Dothidotthia symphoricarpi CBS 119687 is the source of this 489-nucleotide messenger RNA. RefSeq lists its product as uncharacterized. The record is from RefSeq and is a predicted model, not a curated record. Bases 70 to 489 code for a protein of 139 amino acids. NCBI's taxonomy places the organism in Eukaryota, Fungi, Ascomycota, Dothideomycetes, Pleosporales, Dothidotthiaceae. The transcript has a single exon.
GAUCGUUUCUACACUUCUCUGACAUUCCCAAACUCAAUCUCAGUUGAGCUUCAUCCGAUCAAAUUCAACAUGAAAUCAUCCCUCUACGCUCUUCUUACUGCCUUCGCGGCAUGCGCCACUGCCAGUCCCAUUCCUGCCUCUGAUCGAGAGGCCCCAGCCAAGGUCAUGAACAUGGCACGCUCGGUUUUCGAGCGUUCGAACCUGGCGAAAUACGACCGCCUAGUGAAAUCCAUCCAGGCUAAACGGAACGAUCCAAUUACCGACAGCGUCAACUACAUCCUGGUGCUCCAGAAGGACUCCGAUGAAAGCCCUGAUGCCUACCAGGACGAAAUCGACGCUGCCAAUCCAGCCGACAUCCUCGGCAAACGCAACAACGCGAUUACCGACAGCGUCAACUACAUCCUCGUGCUCCAGAAGGACUCCGAUGAAAGCCCCGAUGCCUACCAGGACGAAAUCGACGCUGCUAAUCCAGCUAAUAUCCUUGGCUAA